UUUGGCCUCACUUACCUCGCCAAGAAAACCGAGACUCCUGGAAGAUUUGUCUUCUACAGCCAGCGUUGGGGAAAUGACAAUGACAUGCGCGUGGUUGACGCCAAAUUUGACGAGUACGCUAUUUUUCAUACCAUCAAGACCAAAGGAGGAGUAUCUGAGAUCCUCAACAAACUCUACAGUCGCACUCCAGAAAUGGUCGAUGACUUGAAGGAGAAGUUCAGGCAGUUUUGUAUGGACACUGGCAUCCUUGAGGAAAACAUUGUCAUGCUUCCACAAAACGGAGAAUGCUCAGUUGCCGAAUAAGCGCCUCGUCAAGCAAAGACAAAGACAGCUUCAGCCGGUCCACUCAUUUCAGCCAAAAAACAGAUCUGAAUUUACUGUCGGCUUGGUUUUGGUCUCUUUCACUUUGUAUGGAAACAUUCUUUGUGCCUUGAACACAGUCGUGUGUGUGUGCUCUAUUGAUAGACCACUUUGCAACUACAGAGUAAUCAAAAGCAGAGGGGAGAGAAUGGCAAAGUAUUUCCUUACCAAAAUGAUGUGUUUUGAACUCAAUUUAUCAUGUUCUAGAUUGAUGUGUCAUGUUUUUAGUGCCAAUGUUAGCUAACAUGUCUGAUUACCAUUAUGGCACACCACCUGUAAGACUUUUAUAAGCUGUGCUUCAUUUGAUCUUUGAUGGUUUUGUUUACUGCUGAUUGAUUAAAUUGGUUUACAAAA
Molecule: messenger RNA, 714 nt
Organism: Danio aesculapii
Lineage: Eukaryota; Metazoa; Chordata; Actinopteri; Cypriniformes; Danionidae
Product: lipocalin-like
Exons: 4
Molecular function (GO): small molecule binding
Source: RefSeq, a predicted model, not a curated record